Messenger RNA from Saccostrea cuccullata (small rock oyster), 6005 nucleotides. RefSeq names its product protein cordon-bleu-like. The coding region runs from base 264 to 4232 and encodes 1322 amino acids. NCBI's taxonomy places the organism in Eukaryota, Metazoa, Mollusca, Bivalvia, Ostreida, Ostreidae. Gene Ontology annotation, biological process: signal transduction. The transcript has 12 exons. The record is from RefSeq and is a predicted model, not a curated record. Gene Ontology annotation, molecular function: actin monomer binding.
GACGUAGCAAUAAGGAGAAAAUAGAAUAUUGAGGCCAAGAAGUUUAUCUAUUUCGGAUGUGGAUUACUUACUAGAUUCGAGAUUUAUUUAUUAAGUAAAUAUCUGGGUUGAACGGAGUGGAAUAUCUACCCUGAACUUAACAUCCAAGGAAAUGUUUAAUUUGUGCUGAUAUAUUUGUUUAUUCGCCUCUGGAACAGAUUUCUGUGACAUUAUUGACUUUCUCAGACUCAGUCAAUUAAAUUCACUCUCAACUUUGCAGGGCCAUGAGCCUCACUAAAAAGGGGCCCGAACCAGGUGGUGGCCCCUUGACCAAGAAGAUCCCCCCGCAGGACUUUCGGAGUAACGGCGGUGGCCACUACCCCCUGUCGUACCACGCGGAGCCCCCCGACGAUGAGAACAUGAAUGAGAUCGUGGAGGAGGACGUAGAAGUUUUCGUCCAUCUGCCCGACGGGGGACAUAAAAAGGUCGCCGUCAACUCAAACAUCCCCAUGAUGGAUCUGUUAGUGAACUUGGCCGCGGGGAGCCGCCUCAACCCCGGGGGUCACACCUUACAGGUGCUAAACGAGGACACGGGAAAAUUAAAACAAUACAAACCUAAUCAGACCAUAGGGUCUCUGUGUACACGAGGGGAGGAUCACAAGUUUCAAUAUGUCACCGUGCAAAUUGUCCCCAAGAAAGAUUCUAAGAAAUCCGCCGGGAAUAACCGAAAUGUCCAGCCAUUCGAGAUGACCAAGAGGUUCACGGUGAACCUGCCUGGGGGUCAGAAGAAGGUCCUGAGGAUCAGCCCCCAGUCCACGCUUGAGCAGGUCCGAGCCCAGCUGUGUCAGGAGAGGCAGAUCAACCCCAGUCAACUCGUGUUCCAGCUCCCCAACAACCCCCGCCAACAGCUCGGCCUCCAGACAACGAUAGCGGAACUCCCCACCACCGAAGUCAACCUUAUUAGUGCUAAUGUUAUGCUCGAUGGUGCCAAAUCCAUGCCGGAUCUUUCCGUGGGGCGGAGUCAGUCCAUGAAGACAGAUGCCCCCGCCCCCUACAUGCCUAUGGCAGGGGAAGGAAAGAAAAAGAAAGGAUUCUUCUCCUUCCUGAAAAAGGACAAGAAAUUCACUGUUUCUAUGCAUGCUGAUCUGAACCAUGCAGGGAAAGCACCUCCUUCCUCGAAUUCGCAGAGAGAAGGAGGAAGUCCACCCACCACGAGGAGGAAGUUCGAGGCCGCGGAGCGCCCUAAAUCAAUGUUCGUGACAUCUUCCCCAGAUAUCGCUGUUAAUGGACCAAAAACAAUCCCAGCAUCCUCCAGUGAUGUUGACAUUCGGAAUCGUGCGGCCCCCUCUGUGCAGGUCAAACCUGAACCCACUGUGCAAGUAAAAUCGGCCCCAGCUCUUCAAUCUGUGAAGGACACCGCACAUGCUGGGCCCCCAGUUAAAUCGGGGAAGAAAAAACGUGCACCCCCACCCCCUCAGGUUAAAGCCCCUCCCCCUCAAACUAACGUAGUGACCACAGAAAUCGUGGUCGAAAAACAGACGAUGCCCUCACAGGCGGAAUCAAGGAUCCCAGAAAUCACAUCAUCCAAUCAACAAUUAGCUCAGAAAUUACAUUCCCGGAACAGUUCCGAUUCCAGUGGAUAUCACGAACUUACGCUUAGUGGGGCGGAAUCGCCCGACACGGCCAAAAUAGAGGAGAAUUUAGAACUUCAAUUGAACGCAGAUAUUACCUCAGGAGGGGGGCUUAAGAACAGUGGGGAUAGUGGGAUUAGGGACAUGUCCUCCCCCAGGCGGAAAGUGCGACCCGGUAUUGAAACCAUGGAUACGGGGUCAAGCCAAACACUGCCAUUGGAUAAAGUCGGGAAGAAGGAAGUUUCAAGGACAAGGUCAUUAGAACGACCCUCUGGUGCUAAGAAGAAGAAGGCCCCACCCCCACCUCCAGGUCAAGUUCCACCCUCCAUAACGACCUCCGUUUCUCAAAAGACAGCUAUCCCCAAACCCGCUCGGAAAUCCUCCGAUACUUCUACAACCCCUGCUGCUACCUCUUCCCCUCGACCCACCUCUCAGAAAAAGGAUGACACAGUAGCCAUCCAUGCAGUUUUGGACGACCUUGACAAUCACCUUGGCGAUGACCUUGAGGAGGAUCAAAUGAUGAUGGUGGAGAACAGAGACCUGACAGUGGAGGAAGUGGAUCAGCAACGGUCGCUCCGCCCAUGUGCCUUCGUAGCCCCGCCCCCUCCCGACGAACCGCCUCCGGAGGAUGGAGAAAUCGUACGUUACAGCGACAUCAUGGGGGUCAAGGUUGAUACCGUGGAUAUCGGCACAGAAACCAGUGACGAUAGUGCCUCUUUCGAUCAAGGAAGUCCAAAGAGUUCUCCUAAGUUUCAGUCAGGCAUCAGGCACACAAUGCAUAGUCGAGCGGAAAGUCGGACAAGCAUGACUUCUGUUACCACUAUCGAUGAAAUCAACAUGGGUUUUGAGAUGGCCAUCUUGGCAGGACAGGAAGCCAUGUUGGAAGAGUCCAGUGAGGAAGAUGAAGAGGAGUACAAGAAUGAAAUGGCUCACUUUGUUGAAAGAAUGAAUAAAGAGGUAAUCAACCAGAAAGUUCCGGAAUCAAUCCAGUCAGAACCGGAUUCAGAAUCCAGACAGAAGAUUUCAGUAGAGGAGGUGAAACUGGAUCUCCAGUCCUCAAGUGAUGAAGGUUCAGCAAAGCCCAGUCCGAGAGAAAAUAAAAACACUGCCCAAAGAGAACAGGAGGUGUCUGAAAUCACAUAUAGUUUUACUGUGGAUGCAGUUCCUCCUGAGUUUCAAGAGAAUGAAGAGGUCAAAGGUCAGAAGAAUGAAAAUGAGGAGGAAGAAGAGGAAGAGGAAUAUACAGAGACAAUAACUACAGAGGUUCUUCUUUACCCCCUUUCUUCAUCAGAUGGACCGGAGAGCCCAAGAAAGAUUCCAGAUUUGGAUUCCCCUAAAGAGCAUGCUAUGCCAGUUGUUCCUGUGGAGAAACCCAAAGAGACAGAAAAAGUGAAAGAGGAAAUUAAAGAAAAACCUCCAGUUCAGAAAGUAGACAUUGUGAAAAAAGUUCAGGAGACCAAAGUUGCAAAGACUGAAGAAAAACCCAAAGUGAAGCAAGAGAAAGAGGAGUUUGUGUUAACAUUUGACGAUUUACAAAAUGUGGAUUUCACGGGACCAAAGAAGAAAAAACCACAGACUCUGAAUCUGAAUGUAGAGACAAAGGCAAAGCCUGCAGAGGAGGUGAAAAGACGAUCAGGUAGAAAAUCCCCUGCUGUUGUGACUUCUCCUGUGUUGGUCUUGGAGGAACUUCGAUCUCGAUUCAAGUCCGACGGGGAUGAAAACGUCUUGAUCACCCCACUCAAGGAGAGUCGCAAUGGAAGUAUUAAGGAUAGGUGUAAUGAACUGAGUUUCACUCCCAGCUCUGAAGGAGAGCAGGAACAUGUGAUGGAGGAGAAAUCCAUCUCAUUCAUGAACUUCUCUGUUGUGAGGUCUUCUGACCAAGUCCCCAAAAAGGAGGAAAAAAUUGUGAUUGAGAAACUCGAUCUUUCGAAAGAUGUGACUGAUGGUGUUUCAGGACCAGUGAAUAGUGAUAUUAAUGAAGACAGUGUGAAUAACAAUGAAUCUGCUCCGAAUUCGGCUCGAGAUAGUGUGAGUAGUAAGUCUUCUCAAAAUUCAGCUCGAGAUAGUCUGAACAACAAUGACUCUGCUCCAAAUUCCGCUCGAGACAGUGUAGCCAGUAUAGAACAAGAAAUAGACCCACUAGGACAAAUGCAACAGCAAUUCCAAAUUUGGCAAACUCAGUUGGAACAAAAUCAAAACCUUCUGGCAUCCCAACCCGUUCCAACAGACGAAAACUCACUACAACUCCAAAACCAGCUGAAGAGCCAAAUUGAGAUUCAGAAACAAAUGCUUGCUCAAAUGCAGAAAAGCAUGGAGACACUAGCCGCUCAAGCUCAAACUAAGCCAACUGAUUCUCCCAGAAACAGUAUUGAUAAGACAGAAGUGUCUAGCAGACAGGAUACGAUUCCUAGCCCCCCAGUAAUGCCUCAGAUGAGGAUGAAAUCAGAUUCUCUGGACAAGGAGAAGAAGUCCAAGAGGAAAAGCAGCAAGAGGUUCGAACCCAAGCUGGACCCGCGGGAAGAGCUGAUGCUGCAGAUUAGGAAUUUCCAAGGAAGAGGGGGACUUAAAAAGGUUCCAGUAAAGAAAACAAAAUGGGUGUCUGGUCCAGGUGUGAAUGAGUAACCAUAGAUACUGAGGUCAUAACCAUAGCAACAGGGACAGCCAAUCAAGAGCGGAUUCUUGAAUGCAUCCGUCUGCUUCACGCCAAAAUAUAACCUGAGUAGACACAGGGUGGAGCAGAAUGCGGAGAGGGUUCAACUGUAAGGGUCAAAGGUUAAAGGUCUUUGAACCAGAAAGUGAGGCAACGUGAUAAACAGAGCCAGAGUUGCUAGAAAUGAAUUAUAUUUGUGAUAGUAUUUUGUACUACAAAAAGGUUAACAUGAAUAAUGAUGCAUAUUUAUAUAAUAAUCAGUUUGUAGCAGUCUUCCAAAGAAAUUUGAUCAAGAUUAUACAUUUAAUGAAAUGUACAAUAACAUUAGUAAAUUCAUACAAUUUUCAUCUCCAAUUUAUUCAUUAAUUUUAGGUUUGAAGUUUAAAGCAAUUAAUAUAUUGAUUUACUUUGUAUACAAUGUGUUUUGGGUAUGCAUAUCCCCAAAGAUGAACAAAUCAAAGAAAAUAAUUUUUUAUAGCCUUUUAAUUUUAUAUCUUUCAAGAAGUUUAAUCACCAAAACAAAAUGGUUGCUUUUGGUGUAUUAUUUCACCUUACAGCAAAGAGAGAUAAUAUUUUUGUCAAUAAGUAUGAAUUUUCAAAUAUGUACCAAUAGAUUUCAUAUGGUAUAAAUUUUAUCUCUGUUUCUGUUAACAAACAUGGUCAUUAUUGAGAACAAAGAAGUUCAUUUAAUUAAGAAGUUUCUUAAUGAUAUUGACCAAGAGAUAUAUUUUUAUAAUCUUUGAAGAAUAAAUAUUAUGUUUUAAUGAUAAUCAGCCUCCCCCCUUUUUUUCAAAACCUACUUGUAGCAAAGAUAAUCUUAGUGAAGAUUACAUAGGUCCAAAUGUAUGGCAUUUCUCUUGUAUAUAAAAAAAUAUUCCAGGAUUCUGUAAUAUAUUUUGUUUACUUUACUGUAGAUAGAAUUCUUCAUGUUGCAUUUGCUAUAUUCAAAUGUUUCAAACAAAGUGCAAUUCCAUUUGACCUGUUUUCAUCUUUGACAGUUCAAACAUAAUUAUUUGUUUUUUUAGUAUGUUAAUUGUUUUAGAUGUGCAUAUGUACAAUAUAUAUAAAAGAGUGUUCAUAGAUCAAAAAAAUUGUAUAUAUUAAUUAGAUUAAUUACAAAGGUAAAUCAAUUAUGCCAGUAUCUCUAAUAUUUUUUUUAAUUGAAAAUCCGAAUACUAAAUAUGGGUUUUCACAAUUCAUAGAUAGAUGGCUCUGUUGAAUAUUAUUUGUACAAAAAUAUGUAUUUAUUUUAAUCUGUGAUGUAGAAGAAAAAAAAUAUUUGGGGCAUGUUCAAACAAUAAUCAGAUAUUACUUGACAAUGUACAUGUAUAUAUAUUUUGAUCUAAAACUUGUAUAUGCUGUGAGAUUUUGGAUAAAAAGUUUUAUGAUAUAUUUUUGAUAUAAGUGGAGUAUUAAUGAAAUCAACUAAUUUUGAAAAAAAAUCCAUAAAUUUAUAUUCUGAUUCAGAAGAUGCAUUAAAAUGCUAAGUUCGGGUUUUUAAACAUUUUAAAGCUGGGGCUGUUGGGAUUUUAUGAGAAUUGAAUUAUGGGUAAAUUGAAAAUUUGACACAAUCUUUAACAUUAACCUAUUCCAUAUCCAUUCAGCAUACACUAAUGCCAAUGUAUAAUCACUUGUCUAUAUUAUUUUUUUAUUUGUAUAUUAUUAUCAAUUGCAUACACAAUAUAUUAUAUAUUAAAGGCUUUGUGAAAAACAGAGUCAAUAAAAGGAGAAAUUUUAAAAAAAGA